CCCCAACUCUUUCACGUAUGUACCAACGGAUACACCGACAACUAUUCGUAGAGACAUCUGCCGUCCUUCGGGGUUUUCUGCCUGCGCGUCCCGUUGAUCGCUCAUGCCACCCACCCAUGUCUCCAACGUUGUAAACCUCGGUGCUCUGGCUUUUUCGGGUGUAGGUCAAAUGCAAAACGUGUGGACCGCCCCUAUGACUAUCUUCAUCCCACCCCGGACUCUCCACACAUUCUGUCGUGGCGCAAGUCUUGGAGGAGUGAGAGAAGAGACGAAGAACAAUGUCCUUUUUCUUUACUCUCCGGAGUUCGUGAUUCCAAACCUUCCUUCUCAACCUUCCACGUUCCUCUUACCGGCGAGUCAGGAAGAACACAAUGUCAACCCUCGAGACUACGUCGUCACCCCUCGACGUUUCCUCGUCGUACUUGUCGGCACGUACUGUGCUCGGCCUCGCCGGCCUCUGGUUGCUGUACCAGGUCGCAAAGGCGCUCUACAACAUCUCGCCUUUGCAUCCGUUGAGCCACAUUCCCGGACCUAAACUGUCCGCAGCCACGUACAUCCCCGAAUUCUACUACGAUGUCAUCCUUUUCGGUCGCUACACCAGGGAGAUUAUCCGCAUGCACGAGCAGUAUGGCCCCAUAGUCCGCAUCAGCCCCCACGAAGUACACUGCAACGACGUCAACUUUUCAGAUGACAUCUACGCCGUCAGCGGUCGCAAGCGCGACAAGCCCGUCCACCAGAUCAACGGCUCUGCCUUGGGCGAGUCUGGCUUCGGAACCGUAAACCAUGAUGUACACCGCACUCGUCGCAUUCCACUGGCCAAGUUUUUCUCUCGCGGCAUGAUUGGGCGUCUCGAAAGCGACGUCCAUGACUUGGUCCAGGUGCUUUGCGACAAGUUGCUUGCUCAGCGGGAGGCUUUCGAUGUGACGAUGGCUUACAGCUGCUUCACGUCUGACGCUAUUUCUGGAUACUGCUUCGGGGAGAGCUUCGGCUUCCUCAGGCAAGAUAGCUGGUAUCCCAACUUCCGGGAGCCGACUGCCUCCAUCUUGAGACCUGUCUUUGUCUUCCGUUUCUUCCCGUGGACCAAGUCCUUUGCCGUUCUUGGAGAGUGGCUCGUAAACUACUUGCCUGCCGACAUCGCUCUGCUCAUCCGCACGCUCAAAAUUGAUAUCCCCAACAAGGUGAAGCACACCAAGGCCGAGCUCGACGCCGGCAUCCGGCACGAACGCCCCACAGUCUUCGGGUCCCUCCUGGAGUCAGACCUGGAGCUGCUCGAAAAGAACCCACAGCGAUUAGCCGACGAGGCGGCCGCCGUUGUCGGCGCGGGUACCGAGACCACCAGCUGGGCCCUGGGCGUCAUCACGUACCACCUGCUCACCAAGCCCCAUCUGCUCAAGAAGCUCCAGGACGAGCUGAUUGCCGUCGUCGACGACCCCAAGCACCUCCCCGGCUGGACGAGUCUCGAGAACCUUCCCUACUUGGGUGCUGUUCUCCAGGAGGGUCUGCGUCUUUCGUAUGGCGUCUCUGCGCGUACUGCGCGGGUGGCUACUGAGGAGAACCUGGUCUACCGCGGCGAGUUCAACAAGAAGCCUGUCGAGUAUGUCAUCCCUGCUGGGUACGCCGUUGGCAUGUCUGCUGUUAUCACGCAUCAUGACGAGACUGUGUUUCCCGACUCGUACCAGUUUAUUCCCGAGCGCUGGCUGGAUGAGAACAACCAACGUCGCAAGGAUGUUGAAAAGGGUAUGCUUGCCUUUUCCAAGGGCAGCAGAUCUUGUUUGGGCAUGAACCUGGCUUUGUGUGAGCUCAACUUGUGCUUGACAGCGCUUGCUCUGCGUGUCCUGCCCAAGAUGCGUCUUCAUGAGACGACGGAGGAGGACGUUCUUUAUGAUCACGACAUGUUCGUUCCCGUGACUAAGUCGGGGUCUCAAGGUGUGCGGGUGACGAUAGUCUAACAGCCUUAGAUUGUUUCCCAUGCUUAUUUCGUAGACUUGAUUAUCUAUCACAAGUGCCGCGCUCCCGGCCGGCCUAGUUUAUUUCUUAAUCUCAACUAUUCCAAAAACAUGCAUGCCAGAGUGGAUGCCUUCGUCUCGCUAGAUUCCAGCGGAUAGGCCCCCAGGUCGAAUGAAUAACCCAAUUCGGGACGGCUCGGGUUGGUUGUCUCUUUCUUCGAGCUUUUCACAACUGGGGGGGGCGGUGACCGGUCAGAUCAGAAUUGGGCAUGUCACAUCUUGGAACCCGAAAGCGGUAGAGCGGCUCGUCUUAUUCUCGUACGAGACGACCAUCCAACAACGGCUCCCACAAAUUCAAC
Molecule: messenger RNA, 2305 nt
Organism: Colletotrichum godetiae
Lineage: Eukaryota; Fungi; Ascomycota; Sordariomycetes; Glomerellales; Glomerellaceae
Product: cytochrome P450
Exons: 5
Coding region: 372-1949 (525 amino acids)
Molecular function (GO): monooxygenase activity; oxidoreductase activity, acting on paired donors, with incorporation or reduction of molecular oxygen; heme binding
Source: RefSeq, a predicted model, not a curated record